Lachancea meyersii CBS 8951 is the source of this 123-nucleotide messenger RNA. NCBI's taxonomy places the organism in Eukaryota, Fungi, Ascomycota, Saccharomycetes, Saccharomycetales, Saccharomycetaceae. The record is from the annotation of a GenBank genome assembly.
AUGAUUACCGACGAACAGCUUAAUACACUAGCAAUUAGUUUUGGCGUUAUUAUGGUGACAUUGAUUGUUGUAUACCAUGCGAUACUUUCCAGCACAACACGAAGUGAUAUAAAAAAGGCAUAA